AUGAAAUAUGAUAUAUGCUAUUGUUUUAAUAUAGUCAAUAAGCAAGAGAGAGUUUCUUUGUAUCAAAGAUUUUGUCAACUUGAUCGGACUGCCAAAGGUUUUAUUUCAUCCGAUGAAUUUAUGUCUGUGCCGGAGUUUGCAAUGAACCCUUUCGCUGAGAAGUUGCUGAAGAUGGUUGAUGGUUUAAAUUUUAAGGAUUUUGUUGCAUUCUUAUCUGCAUUUAGUGCCAAAGCAAGCAUUGAGCCAAAAGCUUCCCUUAUUUUCAGGGUUUAUGACUCGAAUGGCAAUGGGAAGGUGACUUUCAAUGACGUUAUAGAAGUGCUUAGUGAUAUGACUGGUUCAUUCAUGACUGCUGAGCAAAGAGAGUUCAUGUGGUUUGAUACAAAUGACAUGACCUUUACUUUUCCAUUGCACGAUGACCAUUCUAGUUCAACAGAAACAUUUAAAAAGCAAAUGAUGAAUGACAUUGGUUGA
Molecule: messenger RNA, 474 nt
Organism: Chenopodium quinoa (quinoa)
Lineage: Eukaryota; Viridiplantae; Streptophyta; Magnoliopsida; Caryophyllales; Amaranthaceae
Product: calcineurin subunit B type 2-like
Exons: 5
Coding region: 1-474 (157 amino acids)
Molecular function (GO): calcium ion binding
Source: RefSeq, a predicted model, not a curated record